Molecule: messenger RNA, 3203 nt
Organism: Condylura cristata (star-nosed mole)
Lineage: Eukaryota; Metazoa; Chordata; Mammalia; Eulipotyphla; Talpidae
Gene: TPBGL
Product: trophoblast glycoprotein-like
Exons: 1
Coding region: 483-1643 (386 amino acids)
Biological process (GO): negative regulation of canonical Wnt signaling pathway
Cellular component (GO): plasma membrane
Molecular function (GO): protein binding
Source: RefSeq, a predicted model, not a curated record
AGUGAGGGGAAAGCAAGUCAGCCUCGCGAGCUAAACUUCUCUGCAGCCCAGGAGCCGGAGGAGGGGGAAGAAAAAGCGCAGCAGCGGAAAGCCGUGAUUCUCGGGAGCCUCCCACCCCGCCUCUCCGCGAGGAGGGCGCGGAGACUCCGCUGGGGGCGGAGGAGGAGGCCGGGAGGCGGGGAGGGGGGAGGCAAACCCUGCCCACUCGGCUCCGAGCCCGGAACGGCCGCUGAAGUCGGAGGCCGGCACACCGGGCGAGGAGGGCACCGGGGGCGGGGGGCUCCGCUCCCCCCUGACCCCUCCAGCCCCCGCCAGGAAGUGGAGGCUCUUCGGACUUUGGAGAGAGCAGACGGGCCGACCGCGACUUCCAGCCUCUCCGGGUCAAGGACUUGCCCCGCCCGUCCCCCUCCCCGCCCCAAGGCGCUCCGAACUCACUGGUGAGCGCGGCGGCGGCCCAGGCGCUGGAUGCGGGGGCAGCCGCGAUGGCCCCGCGCCCGGGACAGUCGGAGCUCCGGGGGCCGCUGCUGCCGGGGCUGCUGCUCGUGGCGGCGGCGCUGAGCCGGACCGCUGCGACCUGCCCCUUCCAGUGCUACUGCUUCGGCAGCCCCAAGCUGCUGUUGCGCUGCGCGUCGGGCGCCGAGCUCCGGCAGCCGCCGCGGGACGUGCCGCCCGACGCGCGCAACCUCACCAUCGUGGGCGCCAACCUGACGGUGCUGCGCGCUGCCGCCUUCGCCGGCGGGGACGCGGACGGGGAGGAGGCUGCAGCCGGCGUGCGUCUGCCGCUCCUGACCGCGCUGCGCCUCACGCACAACAACAUCGAAGUGGUGGAGGACGGCGCCUUCGACGGGCUGCCCAGUCUGACGGCGCUAGACCUGAGCCACAACCCGCUGCGCGCCCUGGGCGGCGGCGCCUUCCGUGGGCUGCGGACGCUGCGCUCGCUGCAGCUCAACCGCGCGCUGACGCGGGGCGGCCCCGCGCUGCUGGCCACUCUGGACGCCGCCCUCGAUCAGCUGGACGAGCUGCGUUUCCUCGGCCUGGCGGACAACGCGCUGAGCCGGCUGCCGCCCGCCGCGCUGCGCCGGCCACACCUCGAGCAGCUGGAUGCGCGCCUCAACUCGCUGGCCGGCCUGAGCCCCGACGAGCUGCGUGCGCUGGAGCGCGAUGGCGGCCUCCCCGCUCCGCGCCUGCUGCUGGCGGACAACCCCCUGCGCUGCGGCUGUGCCGCGCGCCCCCUGCUGGCCUGGCUGCGCAAUGCCACGGAGCGCGUGCCCGACGCGCGGCGCCUGCGCUGCGCCGCCCCGCGGGCGCUGCUCGACCGGCCUUUCCUGGACACCGACGAGGCGCGGCUGCACUGCAACGACGGCCACGGUCGCGGAGAAGAUGUGGAACUCGCCAGCCCGGAGCUGGAAGCCUCCUAUGUCUUCUUCGGGCUGGUGCUGGCGCUCAUCGGCCUCAUCUUCCUAAUGGUGCUCUACCUAAACCGCCGCGGCAUCCAGCGCUGGAUGCGCAACUUGCGCGAGGCCUGCCGGGACCAGAUGGAGGGCUACCACUACCGCUACGAGCAGGACGCCGACCCGCGCCGUGCCCCUGCCCCGGCCGCCCCCGCGGGCUCCCGCGCCACCUCGCCGGGCUCCGGCCUCUGAGCUGCUCCGAAGGGGGUUGCCGGCUGCCGCUGCCAGCUGACCUUGCAGGGGCACCCUGGCCUCCCCCUACCUGGCCUGAAGCUGUGGGUAUGAAGCACCCGCAAGCUGGGGCUGUCAGACCUGCCCCUGUCUGAUUUGGAUUAUGCUUCCCCCACUCCUGGCUCCAAGCUUUACCCCCACUCUAGGCCUGUAAGAGCUUUCACCAUCAGAGACCUAAAGACACCUCCUUCUGAUCCCAGAAACCCCAUCCUCCCAUCCCAGGCUCUGACUCAUCUCUCCUGGACCACCCAAAGCCCCUUCCCCCUUUCAGGACGCAUCAGAGACCCUGUUCUUCGAUCCUAGCCCGGAGACCACCGUCACCACCCUGCUCUUUGAGCCCUGAACUCUUAGCCAGAACAUCAGAGCCCCUAAGACCUAAACAGACCCUCCAUCUCCAUCCUGCAGACCACAACUUCCUUUCUAGGGCUCAGGCACCCUCACAUCCCAUAUCGGUCCCAGAGCAGAGCAUCCCACCGGAAGGUAUUUGUGGACUUCGAGCCUUUUCUCUCAGCCUGGAGCUCUGAGCCCUCCCUCUUGCACGGAGACCCAUAUCCUGGGGUACUGAGGAUUGGGCGCCCUCUCCCAAUCUGAGGUGUUUCCUACCUCCCACCACCCAGCGCUGGCUCAGGCCCUCUCUUCCUUAGCCCAGGCUUGGGGCUUAGCUGAUUUCUGUCUCUUAUCCCAGGGGCAGGCACACCCCGUUUUAGCCUGGGUGGCGUGGAUCCUUGGCCUGUCCUCCAGCUCUGCUCUGCGGUUACUCAGUGCUUGUCCCAUCUCAUACCCUCAGCCCUCCAUCCCCAGUCUGAGUUUCAUUCCCUUGCCCAAGUCUUAGGCUCUUCUUCCCCCCAUGCCCAUGGCUUGCACUCAUUACCCACCCCUGCCACUCACUAGGUCAGGCUCCAGGGAGGAGUUCAUCUCCGGGGUCUGCACACCCUUCUUUCCUCCCAGGAUGAGCACUCCAGCCCUGCAAGACGGGUGCAGGUGCCAAGCACCCCUCCCUACCCAUGUUGGCACAGAUCUCCAAGGGGGAGGAGAGAGUCCUGAGGAUGCAAAGUGGAUGGUCUGGCCUCAGAACCAGGGUCACUGGUCCAUUAGGACCAGCGUGGGGUGGGGGGGCUCAGGACAGGGUGCUGCUGCCCCCAGGCUCAUUCUCACCUGUGUGACUCUUCUCCCCUGGGGAUUCCUUGCCACUGUGCACUCACCCCACAUUCCUUCCGGAAGAGGAAGGGGGUCCUGCCUCCCGUCUCAGGCACAAGCCCUCCUGUUCAGGGUCAGAGCCUUGGUGCCCUGCCUUCUGCAUGAUCCCAAAGCACAAUGGAGAACAGGGAGGGGCUGCCUCUCCCUGCCUCCCACCCCCUAGGUCAGGCAGAAUGGCUGCCCUGUGCUGUCACUGCACACAGGAAGUCACCCUUCUCCAACAUACUGGCUUGAAGCCUGCCUCCCCACCGCCAUCCAAAAAUCUGGAUCUCCCUUGGGCAGUUUUCUAUAAAGUCUGCAAUAAUCUCAGAGCUUCUGCUCUUC